Molecule: messenger RNA, 1976 nt
Organism: Panicum hallii
Lineage: Eukaryota; Viridiplantae; Streptophyta; Magnoliopsida; Poales; Poaceae
Product: DIMBOA UDP-glucosyltransferase BX8-like
Exons: 2
Coding region: 433-1809 (458 amino acids)
Molecular function (GO): UDP-glycosyltransferase activity
Source: RefSeq, a predicted model, not a curated record
AAAUGGCAAGCUCACCCCUCCUGGAACAAAAGCACACAUGCUUGGCUGGACCUAGUUUCGGAUGGUGACUGACCACCAAAUUUGCAACUGACACUCUCUUGCUGUAGCAUGCGUCGCCUCACAUUUGUCCAUGAAUUUAUGACAAAUAUGUCUACUAAUAAAAUCACUACGACUAGAUAUCGUUUGCGAAAAAUUUGCUUUUGUUCCAUUUUCAAUUGUGAUGUUUGCUAGAGUAGCAAGCAGAUCUCCAUAAGGCUCCAAAGAAUCGUCACGGCUGCUCAAUUCAGAUGAUUCCUUAUCGUCAUGCAUCACAUGCCCACAGUUCACAGACAAAGACAAUGGUCGUACUAAUCGUAUGGACAAGUGUGCAUAACCAAAUUCCGAAUCACUAGUCUGUGACCUCCCCAGCAACCACUCUGCCGGCGGGCGGCAAUGGCCGGACGAGAGCAGCACGGCGACGGCGUCCGCCGCCGCCGCGUCGUCCUCUUCUCCCUGCCGUUCCAGGGCCACCUCAACCCGAUGCUCAAGCUCGCGGCGCUCCUCCGCGCGCGGGGCCUCGGCGUCACCGUCCUCCACACGGGCUUCAACGCCCCGGACCCCGCGCGCCACCCGGAGGUCGACUUCGUCCCCAUCCACGAGACGCUCCCGGACGAGGCCACCUCCCCCGACUCCGACAUCCUCAGGAAGCUGCUGGCCCUGAACGCCGCCUGCGAGGCGCCCUUCCGGGCGGCCCUCGCGUCGCUGCUGCGCGGCGGCGGCGGCGGCCACCGCCAGGACGUCGCGUGCGCGGUGGUCGACGGGCAGUGCUACGCGGCGAUGGGCGCCGCCGCCCAGCUCGGCGUACCCGCGCUCGCGCUCCGGACGGACAGCGCCGCCGCGUUCCGGAACAUGCUCGCGUGCCCGCGGCUGCGCGACGCCUGCUACAUUCCCAUCAAAGAGGAGCAGCUGGACGAGCCGGUGCCGGACCUCGAGCCGCUCCGCGUGCGAGACCUGAUCCGCGUCGACGGCUGCGACACCGACGAGCUCUGUGGCUUCGUCGCCUCCGUCGCCGACGGCGUCCGAGCCUCGGUGUCCGGCAUCGUGAUCAACACAUUCGAGGCGAUCGAGGCGUCGGAGCUAGCCAAGAUCCAGCGCGAGCUGUCCCUACCGGCGUUCGCCGUCGGGCCGCUGCACUUGCUCUUCCAGACACCGCCGGCGGAGCAAAGCCUCCACGAGCCCGACCAUGGCUGCCUGGCAUGGCUGGAUGCGCACCCGCCGCGCUCCGUGCUGUACGUGAGCCUCGGGAGCCUGGCCUGCGUCGACCACGGCGUGUUCGAGGAGAUGGCGUGGGGGCUGGCCGGCAGCGGCGUGCCGUUCCUGUGGGUCGUCCGGCCGGGCUCGGUCAGCGGCGCCGGCGACGAGGCUCCACCAUUGCCGGAUGGGUUCGAGGAGGAGAUAAGGGGCAGAGGAAAGAUUGUCAAAUGGGCUCGGCAAAGGGAGGUCUUGGCACACGAAGCGAUUUGUGCGUUCUGGACGCACUGUGGGUGGAACUCGACAUUGGAGAGCAUCUGCGAAGGGGUGCCCAUGCUUGUGCAGCCGUGCUUCGCGGACCAGAUGGUCACUGCAAGGUACGUGACGCACGAGUGGGGUGUCGGGCUAGAGGUUGGGGAGGUGCUCGAGAGGGGAACGGUGGCCAAGGCGGUGACGGAAGUCAUGGCUGGUGAAGAUGGAGCUCAGAUGAGGGAGAGGGCACACCGUCUGCAGAUGCAAGCGUCUGCUGCUACGAGUUCGGCCAUGGACAGUCUAAUCCGGUUCAUACUGUCCCUGUGAACUGCGGACAUGUCUGAAAUCUGAAUGAUUCAGGUAUGAAUGGUAACUUGAGAGGUAACCUUAUGUUUGCUAAUUUGUCGAGCAAUGCGACGUGUUGCUGCCUCAAACAAACUUAAUGCCAGUCUCAUGAAAUGAAAUACUUCCAUGUACGGAAGAAUCCAAGAACA